CAUGACAUAUAUAUAUAGAUAUAUAUCAGUGCAUAUGCAUCGCUUCACUGUGAAGUUACAUUAUGGCUUCGAAGGUUUUUUACUAGCGCGGUGUCAAGGGCAGCAAAUAUUUGCGUUCAUUGCGAAUAAUUGCAAUGUGUUGACUUACGCCCAAGGCUCCCCAAACUUCCACGUAUUUGUUGCUGGGAAGACCCAUGAACAAACGAAUUAAAGCAAAAAGGGGCUACGUGAAGUGUAAACUUACCCAACAUAGUUCUUUUUAGCCACUUCAUUUUUCUAUGGUUCAAUUCAGCGUAAAUUCGUCAGAUAAGGUUCGGAUGGAAGGAUUUUUGCGCUCAGUUCAUCGUCAGCGAUCAGUCGAGUCAAAGAAAUGCUGUUAAAAUUGUUCGUCUUGGAACAAAGAUUUUGUACAUAUUUUUAAAGAUUUUAUUGAGAGGUAUAUUUAAAACAACUCGCGUCCUUAUAUGUGCUUGCUAUCAAAGUAUUUUAUUAUUUUUUUUUUAUUAAAAAAAAUUGAGUAUCUAAAAUAUCUUAACGAAGGAAGUAUGAAACAAGAAACAACAUAGACAUUGAAUAUUAAAAUUCUGCAUUCCAACAAAAUAUAAUAACAAAUUUUUACGAAAUAUUUUGUGCCUAUAAUGAAUCCUGUGCGAAUAAUAAAAAUAUUCUUAAUAAAACUGGUUUAGAAAAAAAAAUAGAAAUAUUCGCGAAUUAAAUACAUUGUGAAAGGAAGUUUUUGUCUUUUGCUUAAAUUUAAACUGCAUAAAGUUUCAACAAAAUCGGUUCAUAACAUAUCCUGGCGUUAUGUAACGGCGCACUAAACGCGUCCUUCCCCCUAUAUUAUCCUCCUCGCCUGGGAAGACAGCUCCUCCCUCCCAUCUCCUUUUCAACAUCGUAAAGCGUUACAAGUUUUCUAAACGCACUCUCUUGUGUGAAUAAUAAAACAACAUUUUGAAACUAAUAUUUUCCGGGAGAUCUCUCGAAAAAUCUGUGACCUAAUUAAAAAAAAAAAAUUAAAAAUGAGAAGAUGAUUGCCCAAGUUUGAUUGUGAACCGUGUUUUGGAGAUUUCUAAUCAUGCGCUGUGAAUGGGUGGUGUUUGCCUGCGCAUUCGUCAUACAAGCCACGUUCAUAGUGUCUCAUCCUGCUCUCUUGCGAAACAUCAUCUGCCAGUCGUACCUCUUACGGCGAGUGAGAUUGGUGGAAGUAUGGUACUCAGCACUCCUCAACGAACUAAACAGAGUUAGUUUUGGUGAGCAAACGCCGGAUUGGCAGUCACAAGCGGAGGCCACUCGCAAACUCCAGUCUGCGAAACAGAGAUGCCUCGCAUCGAUGAACGACCGGAGAAGUGUGGAAGAUGCAAGGACAAACAUUAGAAGUUCUUUUGAAAACUACAAGCGUGAGUGCUCGGAAAUCCUGGCUAUCAUCAGGAAUCUGAGUGCUGUUCAAAACCGACAGUUGCGAAUCGUGCCGACCGUCCAGGUAAAACUAAAACCACCAAAAGGUAAAAGUCCCGUCAAGACUAUGAGAUUUCAGCACCGGAUCAUGCAUUUGGAAGAAGGGGGGGGGGGAACUUCUAAAAUCUCAACAAGUGCUUUCGUUUUCAAACCUCAAAAUGUUUAG
Messenger RNA from Bemisia tabaci, 1621 nucleotides. NCBI's taxonomy places the organism in Eukaryota, Metazoa, Arthropoda, Insecta, Hemiptera, Aleyrodidae. The record is from RefSeq and is a predicted model, not a curated record.